Molecule: messenger RNA, 2921 nt
Organism: Mobula hypostoma (lesser devil ray)
Lineage: Eukaryota; Metazoa; Chordata; Chondrichthyes; Myliobatiformes; Myliobatidae
Product: tumor necrosis factor receptor superfamily member 11B-like
Exons: 4
Coding region: 164-1057 (297 amino acids)
Biological process (GO): signal transduction
Molecular function (GO): protein binding
Source: RefSeq, a predicted model, not a curated record
CGAGUCAUAGGUAUUACGACAUAGGUAGAAGAGCGCCCCCGCAAACAUCGGGACUUCCCCACGGUUUGCCAGGCUUUAAACAGCGACGGGUUCCGCGGCCAAAGAUGCAUCGAGCGCUUGAGCCCGCCGCGUCUGGGGUCUGCCGAUCACGAACACCGCCGAGAUGUUGGGCAGCCAGUGGUUCUUCAGCUUGGUUUUUGCCCCUCUUAUUUAUGCAAGUGCAAAGGCCAGUGUGGCAGAACAAACCUAUCAACAUCAAGGCCGAACCUGCUCUCGUUGCCCUCCAGGCUCCUAUAUGAAGACACCUUGCACCAAAACCCAAGACACAGUUUGCGCCCCUUGCUCUGAAAAACAUUACACGCAGUUCUGGAAUUACUUACAGAAGUGUCAGUACUGCAAUAAUUUCUGCCAAGAAAACCAAUAUGUUAAGCAGGACUGCAAUCAGUACCACAACAGGGUGUGCGAAUGCAAGGACGGGUACUUCUUGGAGCACGAGUUCUGUAUGAAGCAGAAAGAAUGUCCUCCUGGAUUUGAAGUUCACACUCCAGGUACUCCACUAAGUGACACGGUUUGUGCAAAGUGUCCCUCGGGUUUCUUUUCAUCCGUGACGUCCACCACUGCGAAAUGUAAGAGACACACAAAUUGCUCUGAGCUGGGCUUAGAGCUGGAUAUUGCUGGUACGGCGUGGCAUGACAACUUGUGCAGCCCCUGCCAGCCGCACGACUCUGAAGGGGGUAUUUCGGUGUGUGAAGAAGCUCUUUUUCAUUUUGUGGCACGGCAGAAUAUCAAGCAAAAGAAAUUACUGCAGCUCAGAAAGGCACUCACCGACUCAACACAAGAUGACAUCCUGCAAAUAAAACAAGAUAAACAGCAGAUUUUGCCUUUAAUUAAAAAAUGGAAGAUGCGUCGUGGCGCAAACAUAUCUGCAGAGGACUUAGUGAAAGUUCUGAGGAAAGUUAAACUCAAUAAAAUUGCAAGAAAAGUUGCAAAAAAGUUCCUCAAAAAUGGAAGCAGUACAGACUGCUUCCCCAGAAUAUUAGGGAAGAAGGAAAUAUGAAUGCAGUUCUAGUAACUGUUUUAAAAGCCCAUUGCUUGUAUUCCUUCCUCAUUUUAUUUUUCCCAAGCAACUUUUCUAGUCAAAAAUGAGUCAUCAUUUGAGUCAGUCUGUUCAAAACUUAUAAAGUAUGAUAAAGUUGUGAAUGUUUCCAGGAUUGUAGAAUUGUGGGGACUAUUUGGUUAUCAUUUAAGAGUAGGCAGACAAGUUAACAGAAAGUAGACAACAAUUAAUCCAGUGUUGAGCAAUGAGUGGUCAAUGUGCAAUGGUGUUAAAUUAACCAAGAAUAAAUAUAUGUUGUGGUUAUAGUUUGAGCUAAUUUAGCGGAAAUACGGAUCAUCAUUGUUACCCAUAAAUAAUGUUGAUAAAGACAGAGUAAAACUUGCCAUUUGCAACUAAGACAAUAGAGAUAAUGUUGUCCUUUAUUUAUUGUUACGUACCCCGUAACUGGGUUGCCAAACCAGCAGAAAUGGAUCACUCAGUUGGAGUCUGGAGUACUAGAACUAAGAAAGUUUUAUUAAAGAAACAAGCAACACAGUAAUCUUAGAAACUUAGAAACUUAGAAAAUAGGUGCAGGAGUAGGCCAUUCGGCCCUUCGAGCCUGCACCGCCAUUUAUUAUGAUCAUGGCUGAUCAUCCAACUCAGAACCCAGUCUUCCCUCCAUACCCCCGACCCCUGUAGCCACAAGGGCCAUAUCUAACUUCCUUUUAAACAUAGCUAAUGAACUGGCCUCAACAGUUUGCUGUGGCAGAGAAUUCCACAGAUUCACCACUCUCUGUGUGAAGAAGUUUUUCCUAAUCUCGGUCCUAAAAGGCUUCCCCUCUAUCCUCAAACUGUGACCCCUCGUUCUGGACCUCCCCAACAUCGGGAACAAUCUUCCCGCAUCUAGCCUGUCCAAUCCCUUUAGGAUCUUAUACGUUUCAAUCAGAUCCCCCCUCAAUCUUCUAAAUUCCAACGAGUACAAGCCCAGUUCAUCCAGUCUUUCUUCAUAUGAAAGACCUGCCAUCCCAGGAAUCAAUCUGGUGAACCUUCUUUGUACUCCCUCUAUGGCAAAGAUGUCUUUCCUCAGAUUAGGGGACCAAAACUGCACACAAUACUCCAGGUGUGGUCUCACCAAGGCCUUGUACAACUGCAGUAGUACCUCCCUGCUCCUGUACUCGAAUCCUAUCGCUAUAAAUGCCAGCAUACCAUUCGCCUUUUUAACCGCCUGCUGUACCUGCAUGCCCACUUUCAAUGACUGGUGUAUAAUGACACCCAGGUCUCGUUGCACCUCCCCUUUUCCUAAUUGGCCACCAUUCAGAUAAUAAUCUGUUUUCCUAUUUUUGCCACCAAAGUGGAUAACCUCACAUUUAUCCACAUUAAAUUGCAUCUGCCAUGAAUUUGCCCACUCACCCAACCUAUCCAAGUCACCCUGCAUCCUCUUAGCAUCCUCCUCACAGCUAACACUGCCACCCAGCUUCGUGUCAUCCGCAAGCUUGGAGAUGCUGCAUUUAAUUCCCUCAUCCAAGUCAUUAAUACAUAUUGUAAACAACUGGGGUCCCAGCACUGAGCCUUGCGGUACCCCACUAGUCACCGCCUGCCAUUCUGAAAAGGUCCCGUUUAUUCCCACUCUUUGCUUCCUGUCUGCCAACCAAUUCUCCACCCUCACCAAUACCUUACCCCAAAUACCGUGUGCUUUAAUUUUGCACACUAAUCUCCUGUGUGCACUCUAGGAUGCAGACCAUCUGGCCCUGGGGAUUUAUCUGCCUUCAAUCCCUUCAAUUUACCUAACACCACUUCCCUACUAACAUGUAUUUCACUCAGUUCCUCCAUCUCACUGGACCCUCUGUCCCUUACUAUUUCUGGAAGAUUAUUUAUGUCCUCCUUA